This is a messenger RNA of Lemur catta (Ring-tailed lemur), 1498 nucleotides long. RefSeq names its product immunity related GTPase M (gene IRGM). The transcript has a single exon. Gene Ontology annotation, molecular function: GTP binding; GTPase activity. NCBI's taxonomy places the organism in Eukaryota, Metazoa, Chordata, Mammalia, Primates, Lemuridae. Gene Ontology annotation, cellular component: endoplasmic reticulum membrane. Bases 6 to 1292 code for a protein of 428 amino acids. The record is from RefSeq and is a predicted model, not a curated record. Gene Ontology annotation, biological process: defense response; cellular response to interferon-beta.
CGGAGAUGCUGAGUCAGAUUACCCUCAUGCACCCUGUCCCUCCUAACUCACCUGCUCUUCUGCCUCUGCAGGUUCCUGCACCGCCCACUGAUGUGACAGAGUUCCCUCUGUCCCCUCACGCUCCAUUGUCUGCAUCCUUAACCUCUGUCUUGCCACAGGGUAAGCACUGGGGUAUUUUAUCCAAGGCGGAGGCCAUGAACAUCAAGAAAGCUGUAGCGGAUGGGAACUUGCCAGAGGUGGUCUCUGCCCUCAGGGAGACUCUGAAGAUAGUGUCGAGGACACCAGUCAACAUUGCUGUGACAGGGGACUCUGGCAAUGGCAUGUCCAGCUUCAUCAAUGCGCUUCGGAACAUAGGACAUGAAGGGGAGGCCUCCACUCCUGUUGGGGUGCUAAAAACCACCCAAACAUGUGCCUGCUAUUUAUCUCCCCACUUUCCAAAUGUGGUGCUGUGGGACCUGCCUGGCACAGGGUGUGCCACCAAAAGCCUGGAGAACUACCUGGUGGAAAUGCAGUUCAGCCAAUAUGACUUCUUCAUCAUCAUCGCAUCUGAACAGUUCAGCGUGAAUCAUGUGAUGCUUGCCAAAAGCAUUGAGGACAUGAGAAAAAAGUUCUACAUUGUCUGGACCAAGCUGGACAUGGACCUCAACACAAGUGCCCUCCCAGAAGAGCAGCUCCAGCAGAUUAUCAGAGAAAAUAUUCUGGAAAAUCUCCAGAAGAAGCAAGUGUGUGAACCCCCUAUAUUCCUGGUCUCCAGCUUUGAACCUUUAUCGUACGACUUCCCAAAGCUUAGAGACACAUUGCGAAUGGAUCUCAUAAAAAAUAGGUGCCAUGACCUUCUUCAAAACCUGUCCCACACCUGUGAGACGGCCAUUAAUGACAAAGCGACCUUCCUGCGGAAGAAAAUAACCACACAGUCUCUCCACGAUGCCUGUGGCAUCUCGGAUGCAGAUGAUUUGGCUGUGUGUCUGAAAGCCUACCAGUUGUUCUUUGGUGUGGACGAUGAAUCUCUCUGGCAGGUGGCACAGAGAAUGGGGAGGACAUUCACAGACUACACGAACAUCAUGAAGUCCUGUGAUGUGCACGGUCUCAACAAAAGGGAUUUGAGACUGACCUGGAUGACUUGUACAGUCUUGAGGGCAUUCCUUAGUCUCCUUAGGUACAUCCCAUGGUUAGGUGACCGCAUCAUCCACUACUUCAGACGAAUGAAACAAAUGUACUUACUUGAGAUAGUUGCCAAGGACACCAAGGCGAUCCUAAGAAAAGUCCUGGAAGACUCCAUCAUCCCACAGUGAAAGCCAACUUGGGAAAAGUCCAGCAGGCUCUUUUGUCAGGUGGCAGGAAGGACCUCUGUGGGUUCUUUUUUCAGUAGGACACCCCUUUCUCUACUCUCAAUCAGAGAUUUCAGUUAAUAUUUUCUUCUAUUUCUUAGUGUCAUAAAUUCCUUGAAAUGAAUGAUGAAAAUUGCUUAUCUUACUAGCACAAAUCAGUGUGCCAUUCA